Messenger RNA from Closterium sp. NIES-67, 2210 nucleotides. NCBI's taxonomy places the organism in Eukaryota, Viridiplantae, Streptophyta, Zygnematophyceae, Desmidiales, Closteriaceae. The record is from the annotation of a GenBank genome assembly.
GAGGACUUUGCUGUUAUCAAACUCUCUCCUACUGAGCAGCCUCGUCCUGCCACUGUGGGAGAGUACCACUAUGCACACUUCAUCUCGGAGAUGCCUGUCGGCAGUGCUGUUACUAGUAAUAUGGCUAGUAGCCAGCCACGCGUCCAACGAGUCCGCCAGUGGCAGCGGCGAUCCCAGCUUGGUAAGCAGCUUUCAAAGAGCCUGCUUCAGACUCUGAAGCUGUUGGUGUUUCGCAACGGCACACUGGCUUAACAAUCACUGGGCGUGCACUUUUUCCUACACGUGAACCUCCCCCUCACAUGUGGGGUGUUUUUGGGAUGAUCGACGCUGUGAAACCGACACUGUUCCGCAGGAAAACCAACUGGUGUUGAGGAGGGGGGCACAAUUUUUUCGCGAUGGAAGAGGCUUCUAGUAGUCGAGCUUUAUUAAUUACUCACUCGUGAUACUCACUCUAGGUGGAAGACAGUCCAAGGAAGGCGCUUGAACGAAGCCAAGUCGAUGUCGCCAAUGCAUUAAGACUGAACUACCAGGGAAGCUACGGCGCUGAUGAGGGGGGCCGUCCCCACGAAUCUUCCCCACGGCCGAUUCCAACGCCUGUCCCUGAAACGCUCUACGAGGCAAAUUUUGGUUCCUGCGGCAUUCCAGAUGUUGCUGAUGAAGAGGAGUGUGUGGCUGGCCUCGCGGGAUUUCCCCUGCUCAAGGCGCAGAGUGGCUCACCCAUAGUGCGCCAGCUGGCGGCCCUGGCGCACUCGAGCCUGCGCCCCUGGAUGGGCAUUCCCGGGGUUAGAAAGGGUAUGGGUGCACGGGGAAUGAUCAGCCCUAGGAUUCUACACCGUAUGGGUGAAAUGUACCAUGUGCUAUCGUGCGCUGGUCACGUGCGGAUAGUAAACGGCGAGGUCUUCUUCCGCUUCGGCGCGUUCGAGUUUUUCUGGUACCGCAUGCGCCGCUUCAUCUUCUCCCUCCUCAUGAUCAAGGAAGCCAUCACCCUCUACAAGCUGCACUCCCUCAACGCCGAGUUCUACCUCAGCACCUGCGACCUGCACAUCAGCAAGGCUUCCUCUGCCGCACAGCAUCGCGCCGGCCUUCCCAUUUUCAGCCCGCAUGGCGCUCCCGGGAGCAUCGACAUUCUGUAUCCUGACCCUGUGGACUUAAGCGAGACAUAUUUCAGGAGCGGCGUGGAAGAUUCUGUGCCUUGGGCGCAGAAACAGAGUCGUGCCGUGUUUCGCGGGGGGAUGACCAACUUUCACGUCAACUAUGACAGGCAGUGGCGGGCCAGCCCGCGCUUCCGCGUGCACCGGAUGUCUGACGUGAGGCCGGAUCUACUGGACGCUAAGGUAGUCCCAAGUUUUGCAAACCCCGGAGUGGAGCCACAAUUCUUGAAGAGCCUGCAUGCGGAUGGGAUUGAGAUGGGUGACCGUCUCGGCCCUUCUCAGCUGCAGGGCUACAAGUACGAGCUCGAUGUGGAUGGCGGAACCGGCAGCGGGCGCGUGUGCGGGAUUCUGUCGAGCGACCAGAUGCUAAUCAAGCAAUCAAGCGAAUACACACAGUUCUUUGACCCGCUGCUGUGUCCCAACAGGCAUUUCGUCCCCACACACCGUUACUUCUCCAAUUUAUACCACCAGAUUGAGUGGGCUCGGGAUCAUGACAAGGCGGCUCAACGGAUUGUGAAACAGGCCAAUCGGCUUGCGAGCGAUGUGUGCACGUGGGAGGGACGCCGCCUCUACUGGGCGAUACUCCUAGCCAAGUAUGCCACCAGCGCCUUGGAGUCUCCUGCCAGCAUCACCCGCCCUGCUGUUUUCAACUGCAGCGUUCACCCGACCCAAAAUGACGUGGAAAAUAAUUCCAUCCGCUCCAAGCCAGCGCCAUCCGUUUGGCUUCCCAGGUGUGACUCACCAGACGUGGAUGCGAACCAGCCACCGUGUACAUUCCUCUGCGUGGGGAGAAUCCCCCAGCCCAAGUGGAGAUGGCUCUCAGCUGACAUUCUCAACGAUAUCGAGGUCUUCAAACCUCAAAACAGCCGGAUUAAGUUCGUUGACAAUUAGGGGGGUCAUUGCCUGUUUGUGCCCUGCUCAUUUGUACCUUGGGUUGCAGGGAGAUGUCUCCUGGUGAUCGCUGGUGGGUGGUGGCUAAUGAGGGCGUGUCCAGCGCGUUCAUUUUGCCCCAACACGAGUUUUUGACGUUCUUUAAACACGCCGAAAUAUUGAUUCCCC